GAUAAGUUUAAACUGGCCAGUUUUAGUUCUCGACUUCUCGUGAAAGAUAAACGGAUGAGUAGUGUCUGUCAUCGCUGUCAUUUCAACGCAACUGUUUCGUUUUUACUCUUCUCAGUAAUUAUUAAGGAAGUCCAGGAAUAUUGAGUUUAAUAUUUCUUACCAAUACGUCCAUCGGCCACGCCAUUAGUCAUGGAAGUUGGAGAUGAAAAUUUACCGCCAUCGAUUCAAACAAUAAUUAAAACUGAAAGCACCGUUUGUGCUAGCCCACGUUCCCCAGGAGCUGUCAGAUCUGUCUUGGCUGAUGUCAACACGUCAAAAUCCUUUGUGUGUGAGACAAAAAUCAUGAACGAGCUGGGUUCGGGGACAAACGAAGAAGAGAAAUGCGAAGCAGUUGCCGUGGACCUGGAUGCAGAGGCUUGGUCUGAACGGACAGCCGUCAUCACCCGUUAUGAUCAUGAGACCCACUGCGAUCUGGCCCGUGGCUUCGUUGAGGAUCUAGCUAACAAAGUCGUAGAAGAAAACUUUAAGGAACCUGAGCAGAAGAAAGAAAACUUCAAAGCACCCACUUCGUUACAUUUGAAAAAACAGAAACUCUUUUUGCCUGAUUUGGUACCCAACGUUGCCGCAUCGGGACCUCCAACCGAUGUUGUUUCUGAAUCGGACGAAUACGAAAGCGCUGACGAACAGCCACAAUUGCAAGAUACUCUAUACCUGGACUCGACUGUCCAUCCGUCAACAGCUUUUGACGCGUCUACGCCAAUUGACACUCCUGGUUGGCAUUUAGAUUUCGAUUCGUCUCACGUCUUUCCUGUUGGUGAUGUCACUGUCGAUGCUAGUCUUAAAGACUACUCAUUGCCAACUGUAGAUUCAGCACCGGAGAGUUUGCCCCAUAUUCCCGCAGUAAACGCGGUACCCAAGGAAGAAACAGAUUCAUUGGGUGCUAUAGCCAAUUUCCCUGCCAGGACUUCGCAACCGUUUUCACCUUCGUCUGGAUCUGACGUUGAUGUCUCCGUUUUAGAUUCCGAAUCCGAUACACUAGCAGCAGUGACACCCAUCAAUCCGUCGAAUGAAGUGGAUGUCGACUUAAUUACUCAGUUUGAACGUUUGAUGCUCUCGAAGCAAGUGCUAUCUAAACAAUCACCUGCUACGCCAACUUUAAACACAACUUUCCCGUUGAGUGAGGACGAGAACACACCCAUUGUCGCUGUGAAUCAAACUGUUUCUUCUUCGGUAUACGAGGAAGAAGACAUCCUUCCUGCUGACGCAACACGGGACGUUUUGUCUGUCACGCGAGACGUUUCUGUCACUAAUCAAGACGACUCUGAAUUUGCUUCGUUUCUUGACCAGCCAUCGGAGCAUAGCUCAUUUGCUGAUUUGAAAGGUCAUCCCAGGACCAAAAAUUUCAUUAAUGAUCCAGAUUGUUCAUCGUCAAUCGUCGAGGAUCAAAAACCUCAAGUAAUUGAAGAAGAGAACGAGGAAAUUGACGGCUGUCAAGAAGAAAUUGUUCCAGUUGUAGAAGAAGAAAUAAUUUCAACUGUCGAAGAAUCUGUUCCAGUUGUAGAAGAAGAAAUAAUUUCAACUGUCGAAGAAUCUGUUCCAGUUAAAGAAGAAGUAGCUUCAACUGUCGUAGAAACUGUUCCAGUUAAAGAGGAAGAAAAUACUCCAGCUCAAGAAGAAGUAGUAGUUUCGACUGUCGAAGAAACUGUUCCAGUUGUGGAGGAAGAAACUGUUCCAGCUGAAGAAAAAGAAAUUGUUCCAGCUGAAGAAAAAGUAAUUGUUUUAGAAGGAACCGUUCCGGACUUGAAAGAAGAAAUUGUUCCGGCCGUGGAGGAAACAGUUUCUGUUGAGGAAAAACAAACUGCUGUCCAAGAGAAAACUGACCCAGUCGUCGAAUUGAAUAGGACUGUUCCUGUCGUCGAAGAGGAAAUUGUUCCAGUCGCCGAAGAGGAAAUUGUUCCAGUCAACGAAGAGGAAACUGUUCCAGUCGCCGAAGAGGAAAUUGUUCCAGUCGCCGAAGAGGAAAUUGUUCCAGUCAACGAAGAGGAAACUGUUCCUGUUGUCGAAAAAGAAACCGUUUUGGUUGUUGAGGAGACGGUUCCAGUUCUCGAAUCGGAAGUUGUUCCAGUCAUCGAAGGAGAACCUGUUUCAGUCGUCGAAAAAGAAACUGUUGCAAUCGAGGAAGAUCAAAUUGUUUCUGAAAAGAAAACAGUUCCAGACGAGGAAGAGCAAAACCCUGCUGUCACUGAGGAACUUAGCUUGACGAUCAACAAAGAAGAAAUCGUUUCAGUUGUUGAAGAGCAGCCAACUUCUAUCAUCGAGAUCGCCGGGGCCUUAGAGCCGGUUGAUAUCAGUAGCAGCGAAGUUGACACGGUUCCAGCUGAAGGCGAUUCGACUUUCGCUUCUACUGGUGAACAAACCGUUUUGAACGCAGCUGACAAAAGUUGUCCCGCUGAAGUCAGCGAAGCCCCUAGCGAAGAAAACCAAACAUCUGCAGUAACUGAAGACGUUUUGCCUGAACUGUCAUCAGCAGACGCCGAGACGACUGCAGUCAAACCGACAAGUUUACCAGAAGAAAAGCCAAUUGUAACCAAGAAAGGUUACGACCUCAGUUUUUUGGAUAGAUUUGAUGAUCUAGAGAACGCUACUCCAUCUAUCAGUCAAGCUAAACUUCUACCCCAGCUCUCGACCCCGAUUUCCGACUCUUCUGCUUUAAGAGUUAUUACGGAACAAGAAAGCGGUCCGUCUACUCCAGUUGAUCAACAGGUGGAAAAAGACGAGGCUGUUGUCACGACUCCCCAAGUGGACGUCGACCAAGAAACUUCAUUCAUUCCCAUCACGUCACAAGAAUCUGAAGAGAGUAAAGUGCCCGCUCAAGACGAAACUAUCGUGGAAGAAAAACCAGCAGAAGUUUCAGUACACUCUGACACUGGGCGAGAAGCCUGUGAAGAGGCCCCGUUGAUUGUACCUAAAAAGGGUUACGACUUGAGUUUCCUGGACAAACUGGAAGACUUGGAAAACGCGUCGCCUGUCGCCACUGUUAACGGAUCUCAAGAGACCAAGAUGAAGGAAAGUAUGUCGACAAACGAUAAGGAAGCUGAGCCAACUGAAGAGCAACAAUCCUCUGAAUCCAAAUCAGAGAAACCAGCUGGAACAAGUCCAACCAAGAAAGCACCUUUUGUACGCAAACCCAUCCGUCCCCGAGUCGCCCGACCAGCAGCUAAUGUUGCAAAAUCGGAUGCGUUCGAAGUUGAGUUUGCUUUCGAUCCGAACGAGGAUCCUUUCAAACCCAAAAAGAAAUUAGGAGCCUCGCCAACUAGGGAUGGUAGUCCAAAAACACAAAAUGAUGUCAUUACCUCCCCCAAUCACGUUGACAACACCGAAGCCAACAGUACUGUGAUCGAAAGCAUUCCUCAGUCGAUGUCACCCAAACCUGAAAUAGUCAGUGAAAGGUUGUCAAACAAUGGUAGUGACCAAGAAGAAUUCCGACCGGCCCAGGAAGUCUUUCAUGAUCCCUCAGAGCUGGAUUUCCUCAUGCAACACGGUGGCGCUACGCACGAUAUUGCUUUAGCUAGGCAAUCACUAUUUGUGAAAUUUGAUCCGCUUGUUACGGGAAGGCCUAGUAUGUUUCCACCCCGCUCAUCCGAUGCUGGUGGAGAUGACACAAUACUUGCGGAAGAGGAUGCCGCUCGUAAAUCUGCUGGAGAGAGUUUAUUCCUCUUCAGCCCACCACAUUCUUCUAGUGCACCUAAAGUGGAAAGAACUGAGCCGGUUGAAAAGUCAAAUCCGCCCGAGUGCCUAAUGUCCAGUCAUAAUGUGGCUGGAGAUGUUCUUAGUCUGAAUGAACACAAGGAGGCAUUGAAGUUACAAGAAUUGUUGUUCCAAGACAAAUUACUUCAAAAGGAACGAGAAAUUCUGAUGAAAGAGAAUGAAAAUCAGGAUAUGAAGUCUAAAUAUGAAGCCACUGUUGAAGCCCAAGCCCAGAUGAGACAAAUUGUCGGUGAAUAUGAGAAGACGAUAUCUCAAUUGAUUGCUGAAAAGGAGCGGGAAAAGGCCAACAUGGAGACCACCCUGCAAAGUACGAUCAAGGAGAGAGAUCAGGCGAUCGAAGACGUCAAAGAAGUGGAACGUGCUUUUAGCGAAUUUCACCGCAUGUACGAGCGUAAUCGCACAGCAGCCGAGAAUUUGCAUAAGAAUGAAGAAGCUUUGAAGAAGGCCCUAGCGGCCUACCAGGAAAGAUUGCAGCAGGAGCAACACAAAUACGAGACGCUGAAGCUGCAUGCCGCUCAGAAACUCGAAGGAGCUCAACAAGAAAUGGAGAAUUUGAAGCGUAAUCUUGAAGGCGAGAGUUCUCGGGUGAAGGCUCAGCUCAAGAAAACUGAGAUGAGACUGGCGUCGGUCGAGCAAAGUCUGGAACAGAAAUCCAAAGAGAACGAGGAGCUCACCACUUUGUGCGAUGAACUUAUUAACAAAUUAGGAUCCAGUGCUAAGUAAAACACGAAAGUACCACGCGACGUCGUUAACCAUUUCAGAAUAAUUAAUUUUUCAUUGCUAUCUAAACUUCGAUAUUCACUUUUUUAAGUUGGUCUCUUUUCCUUUUUUGUUUUUAUAACCUUUCGCUUAAAGCUCUUUUGUGUGCCUUGCCUAUUCAUCACCUGUCGCGAUAAUAAUUUCUACGACUCUCGGGGAGUCUGUUCACCCACUCUUGUAACAUAAUUAAUUCAGGAAUUAAAUGUUUCACGGACGCGUAGAGCGGCCAAGAACCAUCCACGUGCAAAGGAAAUCAAUA
Messenger RNA from Daphnia pulicaria, 4786 nucleotides. RefSeq names its product transforming acidic coiled-coil-containing protein 2-like. Gene Ontology annotation, cellular component: cytoplasm. The transcript has 11 exons. NCBI's taxonomy places the organism in Eukaryota, Metazoa, Arthropoda, Branchiopoda, Diplostraca, Daphniidae. Gene Ontology annotation, biological process: cell population proliferation; mitotic spindle organization; cerebral cortex development. The record is from RefSeq and is a predicted model, not a curated record. Bases 190 to 4491 code for a protein of 1433 amino acids.